Molecule: messenger RNA, 313 nt
Organism: Seminavis robusta
Lineage: Eukaryota; Bacillariophyta; Bacillariophyceae; Naviculales; Naviculaceae
Source: the annotation of a GenBank genome assembly
AUGAAGAUCUUCAACUCCGUCCCCUGGAUGGCUCUCAUUGCGAGUCUUUUGGCACCGUCAGCUUCCGCCGAGCUGGUUCUCGGAACCUUCACGGACCGCGCCCAUGAUAUUACUGGUGAAGUGGUGGCUCUUUCUGACCGUGUCUUGGAAGUCCGCGGCUUUGGCUAUGAUGGAACAGCGCCUGAUGCUUUCUUCUGGGCUGACACCAAUGCCGUGCCUUCUGAGAAUGGCUUCAUCUUGGAGGAUGGAGCACCCUCCAACAAUUGUGGACAAGAUCGGCUCGGAUUUGCGGAUGGAAGUCAGACAUACCGAG